Molecule: messenger RNA, 1761 nt
Organism: Talaromyces rugulosus
Lineage: Eukaryota; Fungi; Ascomycota; Eurotiomycetes; Eurotiales; Trichocomaceae
Exons: 3
Coding region: 1-1761 (586 amino acids)
Biological process (GO): positive regulation of transcription by RNA polymerase II
Cellular component (GO): nucleus
Molecular function (GO): DNA-binding transcription factor activity, RNA polymerase II-specific; transcription cis-regulatory region binding; zinc ion binding
Source: RefSeq, a predicted model, not a curated record
AUGAGCCGUCUACUUCGAAAUAAGGAGGGCUGCUGGACCUGCCGUCUGCGCCGAAAGAAAUGCGAUGGAUCUCGUCCGGAGUGUUCGACAUGCACGUCACUCGCCAUCCCAUGCUACGGAUAUGGCCCCAAGCCGGAUUGGAUGGACCACGGCGAGAAAGAAAAGGCAGUGACAGCAAGCUUAAAGCAGGUUGUUAAACAUACCUCGCGGCGGAAGGCUAUCCCGAGGAUGCCUAAGGAGCUCUCUCGCCUGAUGAACAUUGCGCCAAAGAAUUCGAGAGAGGCUUCUUCAUCGUCCUCGAGUCCUACGCUGAGUAUUCAGCAGGAUGGUAUCCACGUGCCUGUAAACCAAGACUUGUCUGAAGAUAUUGAAGAUGAUACACCGGGAAAUAAGCCAACAACUAACCCAGUACCCCAGGCCGAUGAUCAUCAUGAAGAUAUUGUUCUAUAUCCUAUCGCAGCCGACGAGUCUGCGUGCCUAAUGCACUAUCUGGACAAUGUAUUUCCGUUACAGUUUCCCAUGUACAAACCCAGCAUCCUCGAGGGAGGACGUGGUUGGCUUAUGGCUCUUUUGCUGAAUAUGAAGCCCCUGUAUCAUGCUACUCUCGCUCUUGGCUCGUAUCACCGCCGAAAGGUGGCUCUCAAAGAGUCCAGUGAUCAUAUGUGCCAGGUGGCUUCUAUCAUUGAGCAGGAAAAGCACCUUGCAACCUGUUUAGCUGAAUUCCAACAAAUAAUCCGAUCAAUAAACGAGUCACUCCGGGUAUCUACUUGUCCAAAGGAAGGGAUGAGCGUUAUGGCUUUGGUUGUUCAAUUGAUCUUCUUUGAGUACUUUACAGGAGAAGGCACUGCAUGGCAGAUACAUCUUCAUGCCGCGACGAAUAUGUAUCGGCGAGGCUACCCAAACAUACUAUUUCAUUUUAACCUUGGAGAAAGGUCAAAGACAAUUAUGCUCGAGGAUCUUCCUCUGUCUGAAGGCGAACAUCCAGAUACCAUGCAAGAGGUUGCGACAUUUCGCUUUUUGGCUGUAACAGUUGCUUGGCUUGACAUAAUAUCUGCUAUUACAGCUGGCACAGCACCCCGACUACUACCUAGCUAUGCUGAUGAAACGGUUUGGAAAUGUCCCCAAAUCAAAUUUGAAAACUACAUAGGUUGUAAAGUUUCGGUGCUGAUUCAGAUUGGUCGCAUUUCUGCCUUGCAUGAGCACAAAACAAACGCUAUGGCCCAAGAUCAGCCGAUGAACAUCGCUUUUGAAGAAACUGUUAGUGACAUCAGCAGGGAAAUUCAGGGCGGACUGAACCAAAUGGCCUUGGAGGGACUUUGCUUUGCCGAAGGCGGGCCGAGUGAAAAUCCAUCUGCUUCUACUAUGAGCCCCCCAGCUGUCGAUGAUCGCACAAUUGUCACCAACGUUUACACUUACAUGGCAUCUAUUUACCUUCAUCUCGUCACCUACGGUUUCCAACAGAUGGAACUUAUAAGUUCUAACAUUUGUGCCGCACUAGGCAUGAUUCACGUGCAUGUUCCUACCCACCUUUUACCCUCCUUAGUCUGUCCACUAUUUGUCAUUGGAUGUGUCGCACCACAAGAGGAAGGAAUGUCCUUUUUUCGACACAUAUUUUCGUCACCUCCAGUGCUGGAUGCAUUGUUUGAACACCGCAUGAAACUCUUGCCAGUGCUUGAAGAAACAUGGAGAAGAAGGGAGACGACAGAUAAUUUAUCAUGGGCCCAAGUUCUUGAACUAACACCCAACAUCUUGCCUAUUUGA